AUGUCCCGCUCGCAGUACGGUCGCCAUUCUACCAGCGACCUCGCCUACGGAGAAGAACCUCAAGCCCAACGAUGGGACCGCGACCGCUUCGAACGCUACUCACGUAGACCCCCUGCCCCCGUUGAAGAACGCGAGACUUUCCGCUUCAGCGAACAUGACCGUCCGGGUCGCCAAGAUAUCCGCAUAGAGGAGAGAAUCGACAGAGGCCCGCCUCCACGACGUGAAAGAGACGCCUUUGCCGAAGACCAGUAUGGCCCCCCUGCCAGACCCCGUCGCUCAGACCGUGAGCUCUUUGGUGACAGAGACCCUCGCGAACUUGCCGACCUCCAGCUCGCUCCCUACAGAAGAAAGUCAAUUGUCGAUCGCGAAUUCGAGUUCCGCGAGACCAGAAAUGUCCCCAGACCAGGUCUGCAGAGGAGGCAGAGCAGUCUUGACACCUUUGACCGCCGACCACUACGUCGACACGAGCAAGACGAAUACCGCAUUCCUCCUGGUGUCCCGAUUCCUCUGCCGCGACGUCGCUCACCCUCACGUGGACCUCCUGGCCGCUGGGUUGAAGAAGAGUACGAGGAUGUGAGAUACAGAGACUACUCUCCUCAGGACUCAUACCGUGAUGUCGAGAUUAUGCGCGAAAAGAGUGUCCACCGCAGGCGUGGAAAUCGUGAUAGGGCAAGGAGCGAUGCUCGUAGCUCGACAACAAAGCGUAGUGGGCGAACCAAUCGCAGUUCCAGUAGCAGCAGUAGCGAGAGCAGUUUUACCGAAGUCAGUCGUCGCAGCAGUCCUAGUCCGCCAAAGAUCGGCAAGAAGGGAAAGACUCGCAUGCCAAAGAGGCUGGUACGCAAAGAGGCCAUCAUCAACCUGGGCUAUCCUUUCGAGGAGGAGAGAGCUCUUGACAAAGACCAUAUCGACGAAGUGAUUCGCAUCAGCGAACAAUACAAGGAGCCGAAAACCAAGACGUACCGUUACGACGAUCCACCAGCUGAUGAGCACUUUGAGCAUCUCAAGACCGAGUGGAUCAACCCUCCCAGCGUUCGCGCUCCCUCUCCAGCCCGCUCCUCACGUACUCGCCGCAGCUCUCCAGCUCGUACAGUCCGUCAGCCAUCACCCGCUCCUCCUCCACCUCAACCACAAACCAUCUACAUUCGUGAUNCCUCCCCAGCUCCUCCUCCGGCUCCAAUCUACAUCAGAGAGCAAGCGCCUCCUCCACCCCCUGCUCCUAUCUACAUCCAGGAGCCCGCUCGACCUGCCCCACCUCAACAACAACCCAUGACCAUCGUGCUUCCCGAACGCCACCGCGAACACAGUCGUGAUGUUCACGCCGAAGUCCGCGCACUGGAAGCCGAAGCCCGCGCCCUCCGUCUCGAACGUGAAGCCCAACAACACCACCACCACGGCCAGAUCAUUCUAUCCCAACCACAACAAAGCGGCUACGAGAUGGUCGAGUACAGAGAACGCCGCCCAGACCGAGAAAUCGUCGAAUACGUGGAGCGAGACAAGAGUCCCAAGAGAGAGGUCAUUCGUGUGGAAAAGGAUCGGANNAAGGUAGGAUGGCGCUUGUCAGGUCUGCGCGGUGAUCGGUCGGCAGAUAAGGAGAGACGACAGGCUAGGAAGAUUGCUAUGAUGAUGGCAACGCUUUCAUGA
Aureobasidium musti is the source of this 1641-nucleotide messenger RNA. NCBI's taxonomy places the organism in Eukaryota, Fungi, Ascomycota, Dothideomycetes, Dothideales, Saccotheciaceae. The record is from the annotation of a GenBank genome assembly.